Perognathus longimembris pacificus (Pacific pocket mouse) is the source of this 955-nucleotide messenger RNA. RefSeq names its product inorganic pyrophosphatase-like. Gene Ontology annotation, molecular function: inorganic diphosphate phosphatase activity; magnesium ion binding. Gene Ontology annotation, cellular component: cytoplasm; extracellular exosome. Gene Ontology annotation, biological process: phosphate-containing compound metabolic process. The record is from RefSeq and is a predicted model, not a curated record. Lineage: Eukaryota; Metazoa; Chordata; Mammalia; Rodentia; Heteromyidae. The transcript has a single exon. Bases 1 to 870 code for a protein of 289 amino acids.
AUGAGCAGCUUCAGCAGCAAGGAGCUCGCCCCGCCCUCCACCCUGGAUGCGCCCCGCAUCUUCCUCAAAAAUGAAAAAGGGCAGUAUAUAUCUCCAUUUCAUGAUAUUCCAAUUUAUGCAGAUAAGUAUGUGUUCCACAUGGUUGUUGAAGUUCCACGUUGGUCCAAUGCAAAAAUGGAGAUUGCUACCAAGGACCCUUUAAAUCCAAUUAAGCAAGAUGUUAAAAAAGGAAAACUGCAUUAUGUUGCAAAUUUGUUCCCAUAUAAAGGAUAUAUCUGGAAUUAUGGUGCCAUCCCUCAAACAUGGGAAGACCUAGAACACAAUAACAAACAUAGUGGGUGCUGUGGUGACAAUGAUCCAAUUGAUGUUUGUGAAGUUGGAAGCAAGGUAAGUGCAAGAGGUGAGUUAAUCAGAGUGAAAGUUCUGGGCAUAUUGGCUAUGAUCGAUGAAGGAGAAACCAAAUGGAAAGUGAUUGCCAUUAAUGUGGAUGAUCCUGAUGCAGCCAAUUACGAUAUUAGUGAUGUUCAUCGGCUGAAACUUGGGUACCUAGAAGCUACUGUGGACUGGUUUAGAAGGUACAAGGUUCCUGAUGGAAAACCAGAAAAUGAGUUUGCUUUCAAUGCAGAAUUUAAAGAAAAGGAAUUCGCAGUUGAUAUUAUUAAAAGCACUCGUGACUAUUGGAAAGCAUUAGUGACUAAGAAAACAGAUGGAAAAGGAAUCAGUUGCAUGAAUACAACAGUGUCGGAGAGCCCCUUCAAGUGUGAUCCGGAUGCUGCCAAGGCCAUUGUGGAUGCUUUACCACCGCCAUGUGAAUCUGCCUGCACAGUACCAACAGAUGUGGAUAUGUGGUUCUAUCACCAGAAAAACUGAUACAGUUCUCUGGAGUACAAGCUGAUUUUCUGCAUCCUAUUCAUCUGCAAGUAUUAGGAGCAAAAGUGGUAACUUUUCAAAGCUU